Molecule: messenger RNA, 2470 nt
Organism: Oryza sativa Japonica Group (Japanese rice)
Lineage: Eukaryota; Viridiplantae; Streptophyta; Magnoliopsida; Poales; Poaceae
Product: pentatricopeptide repeat-containing protein At3g21470
Molecular function (GO): protein binding
Source: RefSeq, a predicted model, not a curated record
GCAACAGAGUAAUAUUGUUUCCUACGAAACCGUAAGUUUCACUGCCAGAAUAGCAGAAAUAUUUUUGUUUGACACCCCGACGUUAUAUAAGCCCGCGAGCCGCCGCCGCCGCCGCCGCUGCUAGGGCGGACGAGCGCUCGCCAUGGCGGCUAGCCGAGCGAGGCAACUCCACGCUCUCUACCUGACGAGAGGAUGCCGUGACCCAGACAUGUGGGCCAACCUCGCCAAGGUCUACGCCUCCAACUCCUUCCUCCGGGAGGCCGCUAUCAUCUACUCGAAACUACUGCCCCAUCGUACUCACCACCUGCCCCUUGUCAUCGUCCUCCUCAAGGCAACCGCCUCCCGCGCGGAUCCCGUCCUCGGCAGGGCCCUCCACGCGGAGGCCGUGAAAUCCGCCAACGCCCACGACCGCCUCGUGGGGACGACGCUGGUGUCCGUGUACUGCAAGUGCGGCCUCCUGGCCGACGCGCGCAGGGUGUUCGACGGAAUGCUGGACCGGAACGCCGUGACGUGCAACGCCAUGCUCGCCGGGUACGCGGCGGCGGGAGACAUGGUGAGCGCGGAGGCGCUGUUCGCCGGCAUGGGCUCACGGACUCCCGUCACGUGGGCAACGCUGAUCCGGGGGUUCGCGGGGAAGGGCGACAUGGCGGAAACGCGGCGGUGGUUUGAGGCCAUGCCGCUGGGCAUGCAGAACGUCGUCACGUGGACCGUGGCCGUGCAGGCCUACGUUGCCGCGGGGGACAUGGAGACCGCGAGGGAGCUGUUCAACAAGAUGCCUGCGCGGAACGCGUUUGUGUGGUCGUCGAUGGUCACCGGGAACUUCAAGGCUGGCAAUGCCGACGAAGCGCAAGCGGUGUUCGACAAAAUCCCCGUGCGCAACUUGGUGAACUGGAACGCACUAAUAGCAGGGUAUGCCAAAAUGGGAUGCUGCGAGAAGGCACUGGAAGCAUUUCACUCCAUGCUAAAGGACAAGAUCAAGCCGGACGAGUUCACCAUGGCAGGUGUUCUCUCUGCCUGCGCACAGCUCGGUUCGCUAGAGCAAGCGAGAAAGGUUCACAAUUUCAUCAUCCAGCACCGUAUCCGGAAGAACCAGUUCGUUAUGAAUGGCCUGGUUGACAUGUUCGCCAAGUGCGGUGACCUCGCUUUCGCACGAAAUAUCUUCGACAACAUGCAAUGGAGGAACACCGAAUGCUGGAACUCGAUGAUCUCUGCACUUUCCAGCCAUGGACAGAGCAUUGAGGCUAUUCGGUUGUUCUCCAAGAUGGAGUGUUCGGAGCAGAAGCCUAAUGAGAUCACACUUCUUGCCGUACUCGGAGCUUGCACACACGGAGGAUUUGUAGAUGAAGGACUAAGAAUCUUCAGCAAAUUCGAUAUUUACGGGGUUGCUGCUGCAGUAGAGCAUUACGGCUGCCUGGUUGAUCUCUUGGGCCGUUCUGGAAGAUUGAGGGAAGCUUAUGAGAUUGUCAAGAACAUGCUUGUUGAACCCAAUGAGGUGAUCUGGGGCUCCCUGCUCGGAGCUUGCAGGGUGCAUGGCGAUGCAGAGAUGUCUGAACUCGUAUCAAGUGAGAUCCACCAAUUGCACUCCCGUCGUGUGUCAACCAACGAUGCAGAGUACAUCUUGCUGUCAAAUAUCAUGGCCUCGUCGGAGAGGUGGGAGCAGGCUGAACGCAUGAGGAGAAAGAUGGCGCUCCAUGGAGUUGGGAAGACCCCAGGGUGCAGUUCAGUGGAGCUCGAGAUUACUGAACACCAAGUAUGUGCAGGCAGUGGUACGUUAUCCCAGCUACACUGACUGCAUUUUUUGCAUGUCCCAAAUGUUCUUCCGAAAGUGUUUUCACAAGUUGCCCAGAAAAGAAAAGCCCCUCAUGUGCUGGAUAUUCUAUUAACUGUACUUCUUAUACAUAGAUGAUUAGACAAGGACAUUAGAUUAUUAGACAAGGGAAUUAUCUGUUCUGUUGCAUCCCUUUAUCAACUGGUGCUGGCAUAGAAAUAACUACACACUUCGUGUCAAUUUUAUAUGCUAAUAUCAGUCAACAGGCACAAUUGAAUUAUGUAUUUGAACAUCAAUUUUUGUGGUUGAAAUGUUAAAAGAAAAAUCUUCACUAACGAUAUCAGAAAAUACAUUUCUGCCAAAUUUCCAAGAUCAAAGGCACCAAAACGACUUCAGGGUGCAGUUCGGUUGAGCUUGACAUUUCUGAACACCAAGUACACGCAGGCAGUGGUACGUUAUCCCAACUACAUUAACUGCAAUUUUGCUUGUCUCAAAUGUUCUGGCGAAGCGGUUUCACAAUUGGCUUGAAAAGAAAAGGGAUUUUCUAUCAACUAGUAUGCUUCUUGUACAUAGAUGACUGUACAAGGGAAAUUUAUAAUCUGCUGCAUCCGUUUAUCAACUGGACACGAUGCUGGCAACUGUGCAAUUCCCUCAAUAAAAAAACGGUCAUGUCAAUUUUAUAUGCGAAUAAUGUCAGUGUGC